UUUUAGUAAAAUUGAUACCAGAAUAUAUACAUUAUCGAUUUGGAAAAUGGAUCUUUCUCUAAAUACUCGAAUCAAAACAGAACCGAAUGCAGAGGAUACAUUAUACCGGGAGCCGACAUCCAUUUGCAGGCGUAACAACGUAACCACUGAUGAAGUUCACGACGACGGGUAUAAAAAUGGAGUAUUGCGGAGUCUGUUUACGUCUCCGGAAAGUUCUUUAACAACUCCAGCAGCUAAUUUGUUGACAUGCCUUGCUAAUGAAUAUCAACUGAGCCAGAACCCUUUAUCGGACAGUAGAAGUCUUUUGUUGACAUCAGAAAAUGCCCGUGGUUGUGUUUAUACAUUUAAUGAAGAGUGUCCUCGAGGACAAACAACACAAAGCAGCAAUUACAGUUCUUCUAGUAUGACCAUAUCAACGACAAGGAUAAAAAUGGAGAAAACAGAAACACCUUCCGAAGCUGACAGAAUAAAGGAACAAGACAGAACGGGUCGAUAUUUAGGACAAAAUGGCGACAAUAAACUUCAUGACAGUGUUAUAAAGUCGAUGCUAGCAGCGCCACCCAUUCAUUCUCCUGUACAAAACAAGAUAAGUUAUCACAAAUCUGAAGAAUUUGAACAUCAGUCCAUAGACUCCAACAGUGAAAAGCAUGGUGCUUAUAGUACACACAGAGAUGGUCCUUUUAAAACGAAUGAUCCGACUCCAAGUCAUGCGAGUGACGAUGCGUUGGACUCGCCCGAGACAUUUCCUCUACUUCCCCCAAAGGCUGCUAAUCCACAAAUGACACGUGAAGAUUUUAAUGCCUUCUGUCAAGCUAUCCUCUUAAAUGGAGGUCCUGCUAAAAUAAAUAAUGAUGAUUCGUCUUCUGGUAAUACAGAUAACUCAAACACUGUUGAUAUAUUCAACAAAAUAAGUAGAGGACAACAGAAAGGAAAACGAAAAUUCCAGUGUGACAUUUGUCAUAAGUCAUACGGCCACAACAGCAGUCUAAAGGUGCAUUACCGAGUACAUACCGGGGAAAGACCUUUCAAAUGCCAUGUGUGUGACCGUGACUUCAGUCACUCCAACAGUCUUCAGAUUCAUGUCAGAACACAUACAGAAAAACCUCAGUUCAAGUGUGACCAUUGUCCGAUGGAAUUCUCUCGUUCAAAUAGUUUAUCUCGCCAUAUGCUGACACACACCAGGGAGAAGCCGUUUGUGUGUGGUGUAUGUGGGAAGUCAUUCUCUCAGGCAUGUAAUCUUAAGACCCACAUGCGAUCCCAUACUGGUGACAAACCUUUUAAGUGUGAUUUUUGUGGCAAAGCUUUCAGAGUUGCUGAAAAACUGAAAAUUCAUACUCGUAUUCACACUGGUGAUCGACCUUAUCAAUGCACUGUAUGUCAAAAAACAUUUGCUACGUCGGGUGUACUUAAAUCACAUUCUUCCAUACACACCGGAAUUAAACCCUACAAAUGUAAGGUAUGUGGAAAGGGGUUUACAGUGUCAAAUGACUUAAAGAAACACAGCCGUGUUCACACAGGGGAGAAACCAUACACCUGUAAUAUGUGUGGGAAAGCUUUUGGACAGUCUAGCACUCUACAGAAACAUCUUCAUACUCACUCUGGAAACCGACCACAUAAGUGUGAAAUAUGUGGUAAAGGUUUUGUUGAAUCGACACAUGUUAUAAGACAUAUGCGUACACAUACAGGGGACAAGCCAUUCACUUGCAACAUUUGUCAUAAAAGUUUCUCAGGAGACUUGGCAAAGCAUAUGAGAACUCAUAUUGAAGGUAAACCUUACAAGUGUGAUAUCUGCCUGAAAGGAUUUCGAAACCCCUCUUAUAUGAAACAGCACAAGAUGAAACAUACUGCUAGCCGCCCAUAUCCAUGUAGUUAUUGCACAAUGCGAUUCAUGCAGCCUAGUGAUUUGAAUGCACAUGUGCGUACUCAUACAGAUUCCAAGCCAUUUAAAGGUGAAAUUGGUGGGAAAACUUUUGCACAGUCCGACCAUCUUGAGAGACACAUAAUUUCAGACAGUGAAGGAAACAAUCAGACACCUGCUAAAAGAAAUGAGAUGAAAGAGGAAGAUUUCAGUGAUGAGUCGGAGACAAUCUUGGAAGAAAAUGAUACAAAUACAUAAAGAGACUGAAAAGAACUUUUAUAGAUACGAAGUUUUGAUUGGUUAAAGUUUUCUUAGUUGCUACGUCUUCAGGUACCAGUUUAUAUUUAGUAUAUAUAAAUAUGUUGUUGAUAACAACUGAUGUUUCAGUCUAAACUUUUAUAAGAUUUAGUGAGAAUUUCAUAAUCUGUUGACAUGUGGUUUGAAGCUUCCUGCCCGUAGUGACGUGUGUUUCUCAGGAAACAGAGAAAUUAGCUGCCUGUUGCUGUUGUGACAAUGUCUUUGGUCAAGACAUUUUACCCAAUUUGCUUUUGAUGUCAUGUGACAGGCCUCUAGUCUGUUGCUCUGUAGGAUGGGUACCAGUUACUACAAGGUGAUCCUAGCUACCUCAAAAUGACCAAAGCUAUUGAUCAGUUGAUACACCGUGCAAACAAAUGAAAAGAUGAUUUAUAUAGCGUAUUUAUCUGACAAUAUACACCCUGCUUAGUAAAAAUCUAACUGUGCAUAAAGCUUCUUAAUUUGGGUGUUCCUCCUUGUCCUUAUGAAAAGUAAGUCUAUGGUACUCUCAGUAUAUUAUCUGCAUUGUGACAUCAGAACAAAUAUCAUUUGGAAGGAAUCUGGGCAUAAAAUCAAUGUUUACCAAACUGCUUACAUGUUGUAUGCUUGUAAUAGAAUCUGUUAUCUUUAGGUAUUCAGAGUUGCCUCAAAUGAGAUUUUCUUAUAAAAUUUCAGCCUGAGAUGAAGAUAAAAUUAUCACGAGCAUAUACAGGUUAUAGAUUCUAUUUCUGAUACCUGAUUUUGUUAAAAUCAAAUAUAACUUUUAUUGCCAAUUACAAGUUGAUUGGAUUAUCUCCCAGACUAACAAUGGAAUCAAACUUUUAAUACAGCUGCUAUAUAGAUAUACAUUUUUGUGUACUGGUACAAUUACAUAUAAAUAUCAAGGAGAAUAUGGAAACCCAUAUAGAUUUACAUGUAUAUACCAACCCAGGUAUGUAAAAUUUAGUUUGCUGGGUUUAUCACCCCAUGAAUAGCCACAAUCGUUUUGAGGCAGGGUUUCCUUGCAGAAGCUGGUGGCUACCUCAUUGAACAACAUACAUGAGGCAUGUCUCAUGCCUGCCAAUGCCCAAGGACACAACCAUGCCAGCACAGACAGGUCCAUUUCUCAGCUUCCUGAAGGACAAAUUGCUGUGGGGAGGUAGCAUCAAACCACAUACCUUGGAUUUUUGAGUGAGGUUAUGUAGACCAAUUUUCGAAUGGACUCGGCUAUUCCUGCCCCAUAUAUAUGUAAAAAGAUCAGUUUACAUAUAUAAUUUACAUACUUUUUUAUAUAUACAUUUAUUUAUUAUUUUAUUGUAUACUGUUUAUAUAAUAUUUUUAAUACUUUUGUAAUUUCAUAUUUUGUUAGUUUGGCCAUCAUCAAGUAUGAUGUAGGAGAGGAUGCCAUGCUAGACAAUGUAUUAUAUUGAGCAGCCUUCUCCAUUCUGAUUUUCUCUAUCACAAAUCAGUUUUUUUAUGACAUAAUGUGAAAACAAACUACAGUAACUUUAGAAAAAAAUAUGGAAAUUAUGAUACAUUGUAGAAUAUUUUCACAAAUUUCAGUUUCAAGUGGAAGCAGAAAAACUGCAUUUUAUCUUCAGUAUAUAUGUAAUUUGAUUGUUGAGUAAAGAAUAAGACCAUAUGUAUUUAUAUAUGUGUGUCCAUGUCGCUUUUGAUAGUCUGUCGAGUGAAUGUCCUAGUACGCCAAACAUAGAAUAAAAACACAUUUUUUUUUAUAAAAUCAUAGGUUGUGUCAUGUUAAUAAAAAUGAUGUAGUAUUACAUAAUUAGACAUGUAAUAUUUUUGUGGUAUAA
This is a messenger RNA of Ylistrum balloti, 3945 nucleotides long. RefSeq names its product zinc finger protein ZFP2-like. The record is from RefSeq and is a predicted model, not a curated record. Gene Ontology annotation, molecular function: DNA-binding transcription factor activity; RNA polymerase II cis-regulatory region sequence-specific DNA binding. The transcript has 2 exons. Lineage: Eukaryota; Metazoa; Mollusca; Bivalvia; Pectinida; Pectinidae. Bases 47 to 2116 code for a protein of 689 amino acids. Gene Ontology annotation, biological process: regulation of transcription by RNA polymerase II.